CUUGAAUCAAUUUUGACUUUUGACCUCCAAACUCUAGUCCAACGUCGUAAACGAAUAUGAGCACACCCCGUUCACCUACCACAGCUGCCAUUCUCCGUCUUCUGCUCUACAUUCUGAAUAUUUUCGCCAUCUUCAGAACCCAAAUUUGAAGAGAGAAAGAGAGUUUCAGAAAUGGGUUUCUACUCAACAGUAAUGGAUGAGAUAACCUGGUACACUGGUCUAUCGCCAACGGCGUUCUUCACCAUCGCAGCCAUGAUGCUCGUCGUUUACAAGACCAUUAGCGGCAUGUUCGUGUCCCCUGAAGACUACAACAAACCUCCGGUCAUUUCCGCCCGAACCAGUAGCCGGUUCGACCAUACCGAACCGCAAAGGGAACCGGUUCAGUUGGGCGAAAUCACCGAGCAGGAGUUGCGCCAAUACAAUGGCUCUGACCCCGCUAAGCCCCUCUUGAUCGCAAUCAAAGGCCAGAUCUAUGACGUCUCCUCUGGGAGGAAUUUUUAUGGCCCUGGUGGGGCUUAUGCGAUGUUUACCGGAAAGGAAUGCAGUAGAGCCCUAGCACUUUUGUCUUUUAAACCGGACGAUAUUAAUGGGAACCUUGAAGGUUUGGACGAGUCAGAGCUCGCAAUUUUAGAGGAUUGGGAAUAUAAAUUCAUAGAAAAGUACCCAAAGGUUGGGCAGCUUGUUCCAGGACAAAGAUCUCUGCAAAAUGAGCACAAUGAACAAGUUCAAAACAAUUUGAACCUUGAUGAGGCCAAGGAGGAACCAAAAUAAAAAUCAUAGUGCCUAGUUAACUUUGCAGUUUUUUUCAAACUUGUGUAUAGGUUGUGAUGUGUGUUACUGAGGGCAUACUUUGUUGUAUAAGGUGAUUGAUACUUCGGAAUUUCUAUGACAAUACAUGGAAUGUAUAUUUGUUCCGUUAAAUUUUAACAUUUCACUGUAUAAGUCAA
Molecule: messenger RNA, 947 nt
Organism: Arachis stenosperma
Lineage: Eukaryota; Viridiplantae; Streptophyta; Magnoliopsida; Fabales; Fabaceae
Product: membrane steroid-binding protein 2-like
Exons: 2
Coding region: 172-771 (199 amino acids)
Cellular component (GO): membrane; endomembrane system
Source: RefSeq, a predicted model, not a curated record